Molecule: messenger RNA, 1339 nt
Organism: Oncorhynchus tshawytscha (Chinook salmon)
Lineage: Eukaryota; Metazoa; Chordata; Actinopteri; Salmoniformes; Salmonidae
Gene: naa40
Product: N-alpha-acetyltransferase 40, NatD catalytic subunit
Exons: 8
Coding region: 357-1088 (243 amino acids)
Cellular component (GO): nucleus
Molecular function (GO): histone H4 acetyltransferase activity; histone H2A acetyltransferase activity; protein N-terminal-serine acetyltransferase activity
Source: RefSeq, a predicted model, not a curated record
GGAGGAAGAGGAAGAGUGAGGGAGGGAGGAGAGGAAGAGGGACUAGGGCCAAGACACGUAAUUCACCCCCUUUCUCUUGGCGCCAAUCUGGCGGAGGAAAAAAAAAAAACUAUUUUGGUUUUUUUUUUGGUCGUUUAGUCAACUUUAGUGUAAUCAAUCGUGAGCAUAUUCUUUUGUAGCCAGUGGCGCUAGGUAGUUUGCUAAAUCGCUAUAGCAUUUUUACAUAAUCUUGCCCCCUUUUUUUCUCUCCCCCAAGAAACCACAUUCACUGAGCGACUAAGUUAGCUAGCAACAGCAAGACACAGCGGUCGUUUUUUUAAAAAAAAAACAACAACAACAACAACAACAACAGCGAUAUGGGGAGGAAAUCAAACAAAGCGAAGGAGAAGAAGCAGGCUCGUCUGGCGGAGAGGGCAGCCAUGGAUGCAGUGUGUGCCAAGGUGGACGCAGCCAAUAAGCUGGACGACCCUUUGGCUGCUUUCCCAGUCUUCAAAAAGUAUGACAGAAACGGAUUGAAUCUCCAGAUCGAGUGUAAGAGAGUGUCCACUCUCAACCCCAUGUCUGUGGAGUGGGCCUACGAGCUGACCCGGACCAACAUGCAAACACUGUAUGAGCAAAGCGAGUGGGGAUGGAAGGAGAGAGAAAAGAGGGAUGAGAUGAAAGACGAGAGGGCGUGGUAUCUGCUGGCUCGAGACACAGACUCCUCCCCCGUGGCCUUCUCUCACUUCCGAUUCGAUGUCGAGUGCGGGGAGGAGGUGCUAUACUGUUAUGAGGUCCAGCUUGAGAGUAGGGUGCGGAGGAAAGGACUGGGCAAGUUUCUCAUCCAGAUACUACAGCUCAUCGCCAACAGCACACAGAUGAAGAAGGUGAUGUUAACAGUAUUCAAACACAACCACGGGGCGUACCAGUUCUUCAGAGAAGCUUUACAGUUCGAUAUCGACGACACCUCCCCCAGUAUGUCUGGUUGUUGUGGCGACGACUGCACCUAUGAGAUCCUGUCGCGGCGGACCAAACAUGCCGAGGCCCAAGCCGAGGCCCAGGGGCACAGCCACGGUGGAGGAGGGCACUGUGGAGGCUGCUGCCACUGAGGGAGCCUGUUCCUAUUUCACCACUUCCUGCCCACUUCCUGGUCCCACGCUCUAGAAGAUGCCCCUGGUCCGCUUCUCUGCUCAUGAGUCAUUACUGUACCCAACCUCCAAAUGCCCCAAUACCCUGGCCCCCUCUAUAUCCUACCCUUUCUCUCAUCCAUAUCCCUCUCUUUCUCUAUCAUCCAUAUCCCCUCUUUCUCUCUCAUCCGUAUCCCUCUUUCUCUCUCAUCCGUAUCCCUCUUUCUCUCUCA